UGCUGUGCUACUGCUGUCGCGAGACUUCCUGCUCAUCUGCCGCUCCCUUUGCCGCCGCCUUAGCCCGGGACCCGAACCCAGCCUCUCCCCUAUCCGAACACCGGCCCCGGCUCCUCCGAGGCAACGGUCCCCCAGCCCCGUCUCGCCGCCGCCAUGGCGGACCCUAAAUACGCCGACCUUCCCGGCAUUGCCAGGAAUGAGCCAGAUGUUUAUGAAACCAGCGACCUACCUGAGGAUGAUCAAGCGGAGUUUGAUGCGUUUGCACAAGAGCUGUCCCACACACAGCCUUUUCCUAUCUCACAAGUCACUGUGAUUAUACUGCCCCCAACUCAUGCCCCAGAUCUUCAAGAUACUGCUGGAGUAGGUGCUACUGGAGGACUAGAGUGUGCCCCCGGGCCACAGCCUUGGAGAGGCUCCAGAGGAUGCCAGCGCCAGGAGGAGCUGACAAGCACAAGUGUGGAACACAUCAUUGUCAAUCCUAAUGCUGCCUAUGACAAGUUCAAGGACAAGAGAGUGGGGACAAAGGGACUUGAUUUCUCAGAUCGUAUUGGAAAAACCAAGAGGACAGGAUAUGAAUCUGGAGAAUAUGAGAUGCUUGGAGAGGGUCUGGGAGUGAAGGAGACACCCCAGCAAAAGUACCAGCGUCUACUGCAUGAGGUCCAAGAGCUGACAACUGAAGUUGAAAAAAUCAAGACGACAGUGAAGGAGUCAGCCACAGAGGAGAAGCUGACCCCUGUCGUGCUGGCUAAACAGCUGGCAGCCCUGAAGCAGCAGCUGGUUGCUUCCCACCUGGAGAAGCUGCUGGGACCAGAUGCUGCAAUCAACCUUACCGACCCUGAUGGCGCCCUGGCUAAGCGCCUACUGCUGCAGCUGGAAGCAACGAAGAACAGCAAAGGUGGCUCAGGGGGAAAAACCACUGGGACCCCCCCAGAUAGCAGCCUUGUCACUUAUGAACUACACUCUCGGCCUGAGCAGGACAAGUUCUCUCAAGCUGCCAAAGUCGCAGAACUUGAAAAGCGCCUGACAGAGCUGGAGGCAGCUGUACGUUGUGAUCAGGAUGCUCAGAAUCCCCUUUCUGCAGGUCUACAGGGAGCCUGUCUCAUGGAGACUGUAGAGCUGUUGCAAGCAAAGGUCAGCGCCCUGGACCUUGCAGUUUUGGAUCAAGUAGAGGCUCGGCUACAGAGUGUCCUGGGAAAGGUGAACGAGAUUGCCAAGCAUAAAGCCUCUGUGGAAGAUGCAGAUACACAAAGCAAGGUGCACCAGCUAUAUGAAACUAUACAGCGCUGGAGCCCCAUUGCCUCCACCCUCCCUGAGCUGGUGCAGAGACUUGUCACCAUCAAGCAGCUACACGAGCAAGCCAUGCAGUUUGGUCAGCUCCUGACACACUUGGAUACCACCCAGCAGAUGAUUGCUAAUUCCCUGAAGGACAAUACCACCCUCUUGACCCAGGUGCAGACAACCAUGCGUGAAAACCUGGCCACAGUUGAGGGGAACUUUGCCAGCAUUGAUGAACGGAUGAAGCAGCUGGGAAAGUGAGCACAUUUGGGAGCUGGAGAACAGGGGUAAUCCCUACCCCUGUGAACUGUUAACAGCUUACAUAGGGUUUCCCCUUUACUAUAACUCUAGCAUCCCCAUCCCAUUUGACACUGGGGGCAAGGGUUCUUCUUGCAUGUGGGGUUUACACCCCUCCCCUGAUGAAUAGAGUGGUAGCUAGGGGUUGGUUAUUAGAAGGUGGUCUCCCCUCAGGCCUGGGGGAUAAGGACGUGGGCCCAGCCACAUGCCAGCUCAUGUCCAAUACUGCUUUGCCUGGUGUGGGGAAGGAUUGGGUCUUGUCCUCCAACACAGCUUCUGUGGCUGACUCUAAUACUGUACAACUGUUUCUGACCAUUAAAUGCUGUUGUACUCUG
Messenger RNA from Chlorocebus sabaeus (green monkey), 1907 nucleotides. Lineage: Eukaryota; Metazoa; Chordata; Mammalia; Primates; Cercopithecidae. The record is from RefSeq and is a predicted model, not a curated record.